UCACAUCUCACCUCUCUUUCAGAACUGCCCAUUUGGAAUUAUGAUGGCAGCUCUUGCUACCAAGCGGAGGGCUCCAACUCAGACACCUACCUCUACCCCGUGGCCAUUUAUAAGGAUCCCUUCCGACGUGGUAAUAACAUUUUGGUAAUGUGCGAUACCUAUCGCUUUGAUGGUGAACCCACCGCCACCAAUCAUCGCAAAACCUGUCAAGAAGUUGUGAAUAAAUGCAAAGACCAAGAGCCAUGGUUUGGUAUUGAGCAGGAGUAUACAUUCCUAGAUUUCGACGGUCAUCCAUUGGGUUGGCCGAAAAACGGCUUUCCUGGACCACAAGGACCCUACUACUGCGGUGUUGGCGCUAAUAAGGUCUAUGCACGUGAUGUCGUCGACGCUCACUAUCGCGCCUGCUUGUACGCUGGCAUCAAGGUGUCCGGCACCAAUGCUGAAGUGAUGCCUGCUCAAUGGGAAUAUCAGGUGGGACCCUGUGUGGGUAUUUCGGUUGGUGAUGAUUUGUGGAUGUCGCGUUUCCUCUUGCAUCGCAUCGCCGAGGAGUUUGGCAUCGUUGCCACUUUGGACCCCAAACCCAUGCCGGGUGACUGGAAUGGCGCUGGUGCACACACUAACGUUUCCACAAAGAGCAUGCGUGAGGAUGGCGGUAUUAAAGAAAUUCUAAGUGCCGUGGAGAAACUCUCCAAACACCACGAACGUCACAUUCGCGCCUACGAUCCCAAACAGGGCCAAGACAAUGCACGUCGUCUCACAGGCCAACAUGAGACCAGUUCUAUUAAUGAUUUCAGCGCCGGUGUUGCCAAUCGUGGUUGCUCCAUACGCAUACCGCGUGGUGUGAAUGAUGAUGGCAAGGGUUACUUUGAAGAUCGUCGCCCAAGCUCCAACUGCGAUCCGUACUGCGUGGUGGAAGCCAUUCUACGCACGAUUUGCUUGGAUGAGUAGAGUAGAGUAGAGUAGAGUGUUGCGCUCCGUUCCGUUGAGGGUUCGAAGGCUGGCGUGUAGCGAAUGUAAAGGACCCGAAAAGAAGAAGGAAACCAAACCAAAGGCAGCGAAUAGAUUUGACAAUAAAUAAUAUUUCUUUUAAUUUUAAGUUACACACACACACAUACAUACACACACGCACGUACACACAAACAUAAGAAAACAAUUACUUGUGAAAUACAAAGAAAUUAAUUGUUGAAGAUUUAUCUUUGAGAUAAGAAAAAAAAAAUACGGAGAGGCAAGCAAAUAGGCAGAAGGCGAAAUACCGUUGCUACAAGGCAGUAGCGUUGAGCUCUUGUUAUUGCAUAUUUGAUUUAAACUUUUUAUUUGUCAUAAGUGAAUUUAGCGAUUUGUUACGCUCAAACACACGUACAUACAUAGGUAACCAAUGGUUUAACUCUCCUACGUUUGGUUACAAUUUAUCUACGAAUUAUCUGUAUUUACAUACACGCAACACUUCUAAUGCGAGUACAUAAUUGUUAUUGUUACAUCAACAUACAUACAAACAUACCUGAAGUCAGUCUUUGUAUUACCAUUUAAAUACAAUUAUACCCUACACACAUUGUUGUUAUUUUGCGACAAGACAAAUGCUAACACAAAGACAAAAUGAAAGACAAUAUGAAAGACAAAUUCUGGGAAAGAAAUUUUUUAUUAAAUACACAAAAUAUAUAUGAGAAACGAAGAAAAGUAAAAAAAAAUUAUUGUAUUAGGAGUUAAGUUGUAUGUUUCACAUAUAUUUUGUAUGUGUAUGUUAUAGUCAACGAGAUAUCAUCAAUACAUAUACGUGCAUACAUACAUACAUACAUACGUAUAACUAAAUUUAGCGUAAUGCAAUAUUAUGUAUUAAAGCCAAACAUACGAAUUACUAAUACGAUAAAGUGAAAUGUAUUAUUGUUUAAUAUAUAUAUUUGUAACUAUUUAGCGGUACUAAUAAAAAAUAAUGCACAAAC
This is a messenger RNA of Ceratitis capitata (Mediterranean fruit fly), 1937 nucleotides long. RefSeq names its product glutamine synthetase 2 cytoplasmic (gene Gs2). Gene Ontology annotation, molecular function: glutamine synthetase activity. Bases 148 to 948 code for a protein of 266 amino acids. The record is from RefSeq and is a predicted model, not a curated record. Gene Ontology annotation, cellular component: cytoplasm. NCBI's taxonomy places the organism in Eukaryota, Metazoa, Arthropoda, Insecta, Diptera, Tephritidae. The transcript has 4 exons.